Messenger RNA from Xiphophorus couchianus (Monterrey platyfish), 5322 nucleotides. RefSeq names its product melanoma receptor tyrosine-protein kinase. The record is from RefSeq and is a predicted model, not a curated record. Gene Ontology annotation, cellular component: plasma membrane; basal plasma membrane; signaling receptor complex. Bases 111 to 3626 code for a protein of 1171 amino acids. Gene Ontology annotation, molecular function: ATP binding; epidermal growth factor binding; epidermal growth factor receptor activity. The transcript has 26 exons. Gene Ontology annotation, biological process: positive regulation of kinase activity; positive regulation of epithelial cell proliferation; cell surface receptor protein tyrosine kinase signaling pathway. NCBI's taxonomy places the organism in Eukaryota, Metazoa, Chordata, Actinopteri, Cyprinodontiformes, Poeciliidae.
UGUGUUCUGACCCGUCAUUCUGCUCCAGUUUCCCUCCCGGAUCGGUUCGGUUCGGCGCAUGGAGCAGCAGUCCGACCUGCCGGACUCUAGUUUCUAACCGGACCGUCUUCAUGGAGUUCCUGCCCGGAGGAGCGGCGCUGCUGCAGCUGCUGCAGCUGCUGCUGCUGCUGCUCAGCAUCGGCCGCUGCUGCAGCACAGACCCGGACAGAAAGGUGUGCCAGGGGACGAGCAACCAGAUGACCAUGCUGGACAAUCACUACCUCAAAAUGAAGAAGAUGUACUCUGGCUGCAAUGUGGUUCUGGAGAACCUGGAGAUCACCUACACCCAGGAGAACCAGGACCUGUCCUUCCUCCAGUCCAUCCAGGAAGUUGGGGGUUACGUCCUGAUCGCCAUGAACGAGGUGUCCACCAUCCCUCUGGUCAAUCUGCGUCUGAUCCGAGGACAGAAUCUCUACGAGGGCAACUUCACCCUGCUAGUCAUGUCCAACUACCAAAAGAACCCGUCAUCACCAGAUGUUUACCAGGUUGGCCUAAAGCAGCUGCAGCUCAGCAACCUGACCGAGAUUCUGUCAGGAGGAGUGAAGGUCAGCCACAACCCUCUGCUGUGCAACGUGGAAACCAUCAACUGGUGGGAUAUCGUGGAUAAAACCAGUAAUCCCACCAUGAACCUCAUACCACACGCGUUUGAACGCCAAUGUCAGAAGUGUGACCCCGGCUGUGUUAACGGGUCGUGUUGGGCACCCGGACCAGGUCACUGCCAGAAAUUCACCAAGCUGCUGUGUGCCGAGCAGUGCAACAGGAGGUGCCGCGGUCCCAAACCCAUCGACUGCUGCAACGAACACUGUGCUGGCGGCUGCACCGGACCCAGAGCCACAGACUGUCUGGCCUGCAGGGACUUCAACGAUGAUGGAACCUGUAAGGACACCUGUCCUCCGCCGAAAAUCUAUGACAUCGUCAGCCACCAGGUGGUGGACAACCCCAACAUCAAGUACACUUUCGGAGCCGCUUGUGUCAAGGAAUGCCCUAGUAACUACGUGGUGACAGAAGGCGCAUGUGUUCGCUCUUGCAGUGCAGGAAUGCUUGAGGUAGAUGAGAAUGGCAAACGAAGCUGCAAGCCAUGCGACGGAGUCUGUCCCAAAGUGUGUGAUGGAAUUGGAAUCGGGUCUCUGAGCAACACUAUUGCUGUCAACUCAACCAACAUCGGGUCCUUCAGCAACUGCACCAAGAUCAACGGCGACAUCAUCCUCAACAGGAACUCCUUUGAAGGGGAUCCACAUUACAAAAUCGGGCCGAUGGAUCCUGAGCAUCUGUGGAACCUGACGACAGUGAAGGAAAUCACUGGUUAUCUGGUGAUCAUGUGGUGGCCUGAAAACAUGACGUCUCUGUCGGUGUUCCAGAACCUGGAAAUUAUCAGAGGAAGAACUACGUUUUCCAGAGGGUUCAGCUUUGUGGUGGUUCAGGUGAGUCACCUGCAGUGGCUCGGUCUGCGCUCCCUGAAGGAGGUGAGUGCUGGGAAUGUGAUCCUGAAGAACACGCCGCAGCUGCGCUACGCCAGCACCAUCAACUGGAGGCGCUUGUUCCGGUCUGAGGACCAGAGCAUAGAGUAUGACGCCAGGACUGAGAAUCAAACCUGUAACAACGAGUGCUCAGAGGAUGGCUGCUGGGGCCCGGGGCCCACAAUGUGUGUCUCCUGUCUGCAUGUGGACAGAGGGGGGCGCUGUGUGGCAUCCUGCAACCUGCUGCAGGGUGAACCCAGAGAGGCCCAGGUGAACGGCAGGUGUGUUCAGUGUCACCAGGAGUGUUUGGUGCAGACUGACAGCCUGACCUGCUACGGUCCGGGGCCAGCCAACUGCUCCAAGUGUGCACACUUUCAAGAUGGCCCCCAAUGCAUCCCUCGCUGCCCCCACGGCAUGCUGGGAGACGGAGAGACUCUGAUCUGGAAAUAUGCGGAUAAGAUGGGCCAAUGCCAGCCGUGUCAUCAGAACUGCACCCAAGGGUGUUCUGGUCCUGGACUGUCUGGCUGCAGAGGCGAUAUCGUUUCCCACUCCUCUCUGGCAGUGGGGUUAGUCAGUGGACUCCUGAUCACUGUAAUUGUGGCGCUGCUCAUCGUGGUUCUACUGCGGCGCCGGCGAAUAAAACGGAAGAGGACAAUACGCCGCCUGCUCCAAGAGAAGGAGCUGGUGGAGCCGUUGACUCCGAGCGGUCAGGCUCCCAAUCAGGCCUUCCUGAGAAUCCUGAAGGAGACGGAAUUCAAGAAGGACCGAGUUCUGGGCUCCGGGGCAUUUGGGACGGUCUACAAGGGUUUAUGGAACCCCGACGGAGAAAACAUCCGGAUCCCAGUCGCUAUCAAAGUUCUGAGAGAGGCUACGUCACCGAAAGUCAACCAGGAAGUUCUGGACGAGGCGUACGUGAUGGCGAGCGUGGACCAUCCUCACGUCUGCCGCCUGCUGGGCAUCUGCCUGACGUCGGCCGUGCAGCUGGUGACGCAGCUGAUGCCGUACGGCUGCCUGCUGGACUACGUCCGGCAGCACCAGGAGCGGAUCUGCGGCCAGUGGCUGCUGAACUGGUGUGUUCAGAUUGCCAAGGGAAUGAACUACCUGGAAGAGCGCCACCUGGUGCACCGCGACCUGGCAGCCCGGAACGUCCUGCUGAAAAACCCGAACCACGUCAAGAUCACAGACUUCGGUCUGUCCAAGCUGCUGACGGCUGACGAGAAGGAAUACCAAGCCGACGGAGGAAAGGUUCCCAUUAAGUGGAUGGCUUUGGAGUCGAUCCUCCAGUGGACCUACACCCAUCAGAGCGACGUGUGGAGCUACGGUGUGACGGUUUGGGAGUUGAUGACGUUCGGAUCCAAACCGUACGACGGCAUCCCGGCCAAGGAGAUCGCCUCGGUGCUGGAGAACGGGGAGCGGCUGCCGCAGCCUCCCAUCUGCACCAUCGAAGUCUACAUGAUCAUCCUGAAGUGCUGGAUGAUCGACCCGUCCAGCAGACCCAGGUUCAGAGAGCUGGUGGGCGAGUUCUCCCAGAUGGCCCGGGACCCGUCCAGGUACCUGGUCAUACAGGGCAACCUGCCAAGUCCGUCUGAUCGGAGGCUUUUCUCCCGCCUGCUGAGCUCUGAUGACGACGUGGUCGACGCCGAUGAAUACCUGCUGCCGUACAAACGGAUAAACCGCCAGGGCAGCGAGCCCUGCAUCCCGCCGAAUGGGCAUCCAGUGAGAGAGAACAGCAUCGCUCUCCGGUACAUCUCUGAUCCGACCCAGAACGCGCUGGAGAAAGACCUGGAUGGUCACGAGUACGUUAACCAGCCUGGGAGUGAAACCAGCAGCAGGCUGUCGGAUAUCUACAAUCCCAACUACGAGGACCUGACGGACGGCUGGGGCCCGGUGUCGCUGUCCUCCCAGGAGGCGGAGACCAACUUCUCCAGACCGGAGUACCUGAACACCAACCAAAACUCGCUCCCCCUGGUGUCCAGUGGCAGCAUGGACGACCCCGACUACCAGGCUGGCUACCAGGCUGCCUUCCUACCGCAGACUGGAGCGCUCACUGGGAACGGCAUGUUCCUCCCUGCAGCAGAGAACCUGGAGUACCUGGGACUGGGAGGCGCACUGUACACUCCUGUCCGCUAGGGGGCAGCAGCGCUCCGACUGAAACUGUGGCUUUGCUCAGAUAAACAGUGGACUGUUUUAAAUUGGACGGAUAACUGGAUUUAACUCAGAUGGUUCACUGUCGGUUCUCCAGAGGACCUGAAACAGAACAAGAACUUCCUGUUCCUUCAGGCAAAGGUCCAAUCUUUGGCUCUAAGCUGACGGGAUGAACGCAUCUGGAAAAUGGAGCCAAACAUUACCCAGAUAAACUGUAAAAACAUAAGCUAAUUCAGGUUACAUUAAAAAAGACUCGCUCAACUCUCCUGCUCUCACAUGUGGGUUUGGAUGCUGCAGGACGAUGCAGAUGUUUUAAUCCUGGGCGCUUCUGUUUCCAACAUUUACAUUCAUGAACUGAAAAUAUUUAAGUUUUCUGAAGAUAUGCUUUGACUGUCAGUCAACAUGAUGUUUGCAACCUUAAAUCUUUCAGAAAAAGAGAAAACAGCUCUACUCCAGAUAUUUAUAACUGCCAUUUUGUAAAAAAAAGAAUCUGCAUUCACACAAUCUGUUGGUUUUCUAUCAGAACAAUUUUAUACAAGCCUUGCAAGAGCAGGUGGAAAUAAAAUUAAGCUUACUAAAAUUGAAAUUUUGUAGAAGACAACGUUGGGUGAACGAAAUAACACAAAUGGUUCCGUUUUAUAGGUUGUAGAAGGACAGAGGAGGACAUGUCCACCAUGUUUUUUAAUCCUCUUUGGACAUCAUGUUCCCACAGAUACAUCAGUGUUUUCAAAAAUCUCACCAAAAUCUGUGUGCAUGUCGACACGAGGUGGAGACGAAGUGGAAAAAUUUUAAUUUUUACUAAACAUCAGAGUUGGUGGGGAGAUUUGAAGAGUUUACUAAUUUUUAAAAGAUUAUUCAGUAAUCUGGAAUAAUCUUAACUCGUUUUAAAUAUAGGAAGGAAAAUGUGAACAAAUCUUCUGACUACUUGUCAACAUGGAGACAGACUGUAGGGGGCAGUGCUCACCGUGUUGUGUUCAUUCUGUGUUUUAGAAGAAUCGUCUCCAAGCUAGCUUCUGUUAGCAAAACAGGCUAAUUAUUUCCCGCUGACGGGUUUACAGUGAGUUAGAGAAUGUGUUUGACGGAUUUGAUUUGAAAUUUGUUACUGUGACUUAGUGAGGUGGCAGCCAUGUUGGAUUUUGACAUUCUAAGUCAAAACUUCGACUUAAAAGAAGAACUGUUCAAGUUAGUUCAUUUAAAAAUGAAUAAGGUAAAUGGAAAGCAGGCAGAACAGCUCCCCCUGCUGGUACUGCCAGGGUUCUACAAAAAACACCACUUCCAUAAAGAAUAGGUCAGCUUCUUGUUAAUAAUGACUUGUUUCUUAUACUAUUAUUGUGAAUACAUGUACUAUGUUGUUUCUGUAAAUGUAACUUUAAAUGCGUUCAAAGUGAGAAUGUGUGAAUUUUAAGUUCAGCUCUGGAUGGGAACCAGUGCAGAACCUGUCUGCUGGUUCUCACUGAGGAGCACGGUUCAGCUAAACUUCACGGAACCAUUUCAGUCCAAACUGUAGCACAAGGAGAACCUCCUGUUGUUGUCUGACUUGAAAUAUUCACUCUUGAUUGUUUGUGUUGUUGAAUUUUUGCUUUACUUGACAGAAAUGAGCCAAACCCUGACGUCCUGCUGCUGAAUAUUACUGCUAGUCUCUGUUUGUCUUUAAUGUUUAUUGAUUAAAAAAAACAAAGUU